Molecule: messenger RNA, 966 nt
Organism: Candidula unifasciata
Lineage: Eukaryota; Metazoa; Mollusca; Gastropoda; Stylommatophora; Geomitridae
Source: the annotation of a GenBank genome assembly
AUGAACGCUGUCUGGCAUUUCCUGUUGGCAACCAGCGUCAUCAAUUUAGCCGCGUCUGAUGUGGACGUAAAUAUCACCAACCACUGGGACACUGGUUUUGAAGGAUCCAUCUGUAUUGUUGUUACCAAGGAACUGGAUGGCUGGACUGGUCAUCUCAUUUUCUCAGAGGACGUAGACACGGUGGAAUCUUGGGCAGCGAAGGUCACCAAGUUGUCCGGCAAAGAGUUUGUCUUUGAAAGCAACUCCUUCAUCGCUCAGCAACAUGUGGGAGCUCAUCUUUGCUUUGCUUUCGAAGCUCAUGUAGGAGGAAAUAUUGUUCCUAAGGCCACUUUUUACAUCGAAGGGAUGGACGGUCAUGGGGUUAAUUCUUCAACUUCUCAAAACACAGGAGGAGGAACUCCAUCCAAGAACUAUGCAGAGGCACUGGGCAAGUCCAUCUUGUUCUAUGACGCUCAAAGAUCUGGAAAACUCCCUGCAAACAACCCAAUCAAAUGGAGAGGGGACUCUGCCCUGGACGACUGUGUUCCCGGUGGCUGGUACGAUGCUGGCGACCAUGUAAAGUUCGGUCUACCUAUGGCCUCGACCACCACGCUUCUCCUCUGGUCACUCUACGCCUUCAAGGAUGGCUAUGUCAAGGCUGGUCAGCUAGAUAUGAUGUACGACAUGAUCAAGUGGCCCCUGGACUACUUCCUCAAGGCUUGGAACCCAACCACUAAGGAGCUAACUGCCCAGGUGGGAGAUGGGAAUGUUGACCACAAAUUCUGGGGCCGGCCCGAGCAGAUGACGAUGGCUCGGCCUUGUCUGAUAAUUAGUGAGUCUUCGCCGGGUAGUGACGUGGCAGCAGAAACAGCAGCCUCUCUCGCCCUUGGCGCAAUCGCGUUCAAAGAUAAAGGGGACACUGCCUAUUCUACCCAGCUUUUGAAUGCGGCGGAGAGUUUGUACGCUUUUGCCAAGGCUAAUAGGUAG